Messenger RNA from Cygnus atratus (black swan), 1807 nucleotides. RefSeq names its product coenzyme Q5, methyltransferase (gene COQ5). The coding region runs from base 357 to 1295 and encodes 312 amino acids. The transcript is spliced from 7 exons. Gene Ontology annotation, molecular function: methyltransferase activity. Lineage: Eukaryota; Metazoa; Chordata; Aves; Anseriformes; Anatidae. The record is from RefSeq and is a predicted model, not a curated record. Gene Ontology annotation, biological process: ubiquinone biosynthetic process.
UCGGAAACUCCGUGACCAUUCAGUAACUCCUUAUCCACAAAGGUUCAAAGGUCCCUGGAUGACUCAAGCGGUGCACAAGCAGGGCGUUCUCUGCACAAAAAAGCUCACCAGAGAACUCCCCAGAUCGUGCUAAAUUCCCUAAAUCGCGCUAAAUUCCCCGCGGGGGACUAAGACCCCUCCCGCUAAAUUUCCUGACAGGGAACCAAGACCCCUGCCGCCUCCCCUCAGCACCGGGGGCCGACAAACAACGGGCGUGCCGCGGCCCCGGCGGGGGUUCACCGGUGAAAUUAAAAUCCUCCGGAGCUCGGCAGGGCUGCGGGGCGCCGGGGGCACCGGGCCCGGUCGCGCCCUUCAAAAUGGCGGCGGCGGGGCUGGGCCCGACCCGGCUGUUCCUCGGCCGCCGCCCCGGGGCUCUGCGGGCGCUCCUCGGCCUCGCCCGGGGCCUCGCCGCCGGGCCGCAGACGCAUUUCGGCUUCCAGAACGUGUCGGAGGAGGAGAGGAGGGAGAAAAUUUAUCAGGUCUUUGAAAAUGUGGCCGAGAAAUAUGAUGUAAUGAAUGAUUCAAUGACUCUGGGGAUUCAUCGGGUGUGGAAGGAUAUCCUCGUUCAUAAAAUGAAUCCUUCCCCAGGAACGCUUCUUGUUGAUGUUGCUGGAGGAACAGGUGACAUUGCCUUUCGAUUUAUUAAUUAUGUUCGCUCCAUACGAGAACGCCAACUCCAGCAGAAGCUUAAGCGCCAUCAGAAUUUGUCGUGGCAGGAAAUUUCUAAGAGUUACGAGGAAGAAAAAGUUAAGCCACUAGGGGAUUCCCAAGUUGUGGUCUGUGACAUUAACAAAGAGAUGUUAAAAGUUGGGAAGCAAAAAGCACAGCAUCUUGGCUACUCUGAAGGCUUGUCCUGGGUGCUUGGGAAUGCUGAAGAGCUGCCCUUUGAUGAUGAUAAAUUUGAUGUUUACACAAUUGCCUUUGGAAUACGAAACGUAACUCGUAUCGAUUUGGCACUUCAGGAGGCCUAUCGUGUGCUGAAACCAGGAGGGAGAUUUCUCUGCCUUGAAUUUAGUCAUGUCAGCAACCCUCUUCUUUCCAGGCUCUAUGAUCUCUACAGUUUCCAGGUUAUCCCUGUUCUGGGUGAGAUUAUCGCUGGUGACUGGAAGUCUUACCAGUAUCUUGUGGAGAGCAUCCGACGCUUCCCCCCUCAGGAGGAGCUGAAGGAAAUGAUAGAAGAUGCAGGGUUUUUUAAAGUGGAUUAUCAGAAUUUAUCCUCAGGCAUAGUUGCCAUUCACUCAGGUUUCAAACUAUGAGCCUACUAUGUAGCAAAACACAGGAAGUAUAAUUUUCCUGAGUAAUCUGAAAGCUUGGAAUUUUAACUCUAUGAAGAUAGAAGAGGAAAGCUUUAAGAGCUGGUGCAGCAGAUACUUGCUCAGUAGACAGGCCCAGAAGAAUGUCGGCAACCUUUUUCCCCUCAAGACCUGAGGAUGAAGUGAUUUUUGUGGUCGGUUUUGUACACUUGCAGUUCUUCAAGUCCACCACAAAGGACGUGGCCAAAACUGAGCAUUACUAACUAAUGGAGAAACUUCAGUUACACCUGAUGUGGGUACACAAAUGGACUGACUGGUCUUCAACUGAGAUACCUCCUGUCUUUUCCUCAGCCUCAAGGGGGCUGUCAUAGCAGUGAGAAGUGACUUGGAUUGAUUAAACCUGUAUUAAGUUGUCAUUGUCUUUCAGUCGUGUGGACUUUAAGGGGCUUUUCCAUGGUCCUUUUACUUCUUUCAAACAAAUGGAAGGCUUACAAAAUAAAAUAGCUAUGCAUCAA